AUGACGCGACGGGUGGAGUACAUCGGGCCCGUGGUGAACGCGGCAGCGCGCAUCACGGCCAUGACCCACGGCGGCCAGAUCGUGAUGAGCCACGCUGUUCACGCCAAGGUCAAGGACGCCGACACCAUGACCAAGCGUUUGGUGCACCUGGGCAAGUUCGAGAUGCCCGACGCUCCCGCCGGUGCCAAGCUUUACGAGCUGAAGGUGGAAGGCCUCGAGGGUCGUUUCUUUGGCGGCGUGACCAAGGACGGCGACACGACGUCGUCGACCCCUCCCCACAGCGGAGACGGCGCUUCGGACGACGGCAAGGACAAGGCCGUGGAGCCCAACGAGAUGAGCGGCAUGUCGACGGCCAGCAGCGACGGAGGCCGGGGCCGCGGGGGCGAGCUGCAGACGGCGGUGGGCGAGGGCAUGAUGUUCAAGGAGGACACCUUCCUCACGUCGGCCAACCUGUGCCGCUGGAUCAUCGACUUCCACGAGAUCCAGGUGGGCAAGCAGGUGGGCCUCGGCUCCUACGGCGUGGUCUACCGCGGCAAGUGGAAGGGCGUCGAGGUGGCGGUCAAGCGGUUCAUCAAGCAGAAGCUCGACGAGCGGCGCAUGCUCGAGUUCCGCGCGGAGAUGGCCUUCCUGUCGGAGCUCCACCACCCCAACAUCGUCCUCUUCAUCGGGGCGUGCGUGAAGAAGCCGAACCUGUGCAUUGUGACCGAGUUCAUGAAGCAGGGCUCGCUCAAGGACAUCCUGGCCAACAACACCAUCAAGCUGGCCUGGAAGCACAAGCUCCGUCUGCUGCGGUCGGCCGCGCUGGGCAUCAACUAUCUCCACUCGCUCCACCCGGUCAUCGUGCACCGCGACCUCAAGCCCUCCAACCUUCUCGUGGACGAGAACAUGAACGUGAAGGUGGCCGACUUCGGGUUCGCGCGCAUCAAGGAGGAGAACGCCACCAUGACCCGCUGCGGCACGCCCUGCUGGACGGCGCCCGAGGUGCUGCGCGGCGAGAAGUACGACGAGCGCGCCGACGUGUUCUCGUUCGGCAUCAUCAUGUGGCAGGUGGCCACGCGCAAGGAGCCCUACGCUGGGCGCAACUUCAUGGGCGUGUCGCUCGACGUGCUCGAGGGCAAGCGACCCCAGAUCCCCAACGACUGCCCGCCCGAGUUCAAGAAGGUGAUGAAGAAGUGCUGGCACGCCAGCGCCGACAAGCGGCCCACGCUCGAGGACGUGGUGACCUUCCUCGACCAGCAGGUGGGCGACGACAACGACUCCUCAGCCGCCCAGCUCGGUAUCUAG
Messenger RNA from Acanthamoeba castellanii str. Neff, 1284 nucleotides. RefSeq names its product serine/threonine protein kinase. Bases 1 to 1284 code for a protein of 427 amino acids. The transcript has 4 exons. Gene Ontology annotation, biological process: protein phosphorylation. Lineage: Eukaryota; Discosea; Longamoebia; Acanthamoebidae. Gene Ontology annotation, molecular function: ATP binding; protein kinase activity. The record is from RefSeq and is a predicted model, not a curated record.